This is a messenger RNA of Orbilia oligospora ATCC 24927, 1497 nucleotides long. RefSeq lists its product as uncharacterized. The record is from RefSeq and is a predicted model, not a curated record. The transcript is spliced from 2 exons. Bases 1 to 1497 code for a protein of 498 amino acids. NCBI's taxonomy places the organism in Eukaryota, Fungi, Ascomycota, Orbiliomycetes, Orbiliales, Orbiliaceae.
AUGAAUCGAAGAUCGGUUUUAGGCCUGCCUGGUGGGCUAAACAUGCUCAAUAUCAACACCGAUCUGGCGUCGAAUUACAGCCGUCGUCGAAAAGAUCGAACAAGUUUUGAUAGCAUUGAGUAUGAUUCUGCACAAUUGUUGGAUUAUCAGCAUCCAGCACCACAGGCACAUCAAGACCCAGACCAAGAAGUUGAUCUGUUGAAUGAUGAUAGCCAUUUACCGCUUCCGCCGUGGAUUCCACCACCGCCUACGCCUCCUCAGCCGGUGUAUCGGCAAGCGGGGAAACAGCAGAUGAUGAAAGGUACUACCCCUCUAAGAGUGUUGAAUCUGGCGGGGUAUACGGAUGGAGACAAUAAGUUGUUUUAUCCUGCGUGUUCGUAUAAAUGUGCGGGAGAGGUGCCAGAGAAGAAAUAUAGCCUGGCGAGUUUGUCGUGUAUUUGUACGAAUGCUAGGUUGUUGGAUGAACUGGGGGUUUGUGUUAAGUUGGAGUGUGUGCAUUAUGGAGGGGAUAUGGAGAAGUUCUGGAGGGUUAUGGGUAGGGAUUGUGGCAAGAUUGGACUUGAUCUUGAUAGAAAGUCGACACCGGAGUUGAGAGAGCUAUAUAAAGACGCUGGCAAUACGCCCGUCGGCUCACCUGCAGGAUCACCUGCUACUCCUUGGGAGAACGAGUCUCCUAGACUUGGUACAUCAUGGGCCACCAGCCCAGGCACCCCAAAACUGGGCGGCUUCUUCUCAAACACAUGUACACCAACUACCCCUAGAUCGGGUACAUCGUUCGGAUACCCGACCACUCCCAAAUCGGGUACAUCAUUCGGGUAUAGUCCUUCGACCCCAAGGCCGGGUGCACCGGCUUGGGCAACAAGUCCUUCUACGCCUCGACCGGGUACAUCGUACACCAGUAGUACUUCUACACCCCGACCGGGUACAUCAUAUACCAAUAAUACUUCUACAACUCGUCCGGGCACAUCCUAUACAAACAGCCCGACUACUCCAAGACCCGGAACUGCCUUUUCAUUGUUAUCUAGAGAUACAUCUAUCGGAACUCUACCUGAAGAUAUACCAUUGACCAUCAUGGUUACAAAGACAGUUUCACUCGAGUUUGAGACUGUAGCGAACAGAAAGGCGAUUGACUCGGCUGACUAUAGGACUAUUUGCGAUAUCUCCUAUGUUGAGCCUGGGAGUGAAAGAGCUGGGAGUAGCAGGGGAUGUUCUUCCGAUAAGAGUGUUUGCCUUUCUGAGAAGGAAGAAGAGAAAGAGAAAGAGGAGGAGGUUAGGGAGAUGGCGAAGGUAAUGAUGCCUUUGCCUGUGAAACCCGAGGAAAAUAGAUACGGUUAUGGAGUAUCUAAUAACGGCAUUGUUGAGAUUGAGAGGAAGCAGGGACAAGGGUUGGGGAUGAAUACCAAUGAGACAGUGGAGUUUCUGAAGAAGUUUGGAGUGACACCCAAAAAGGUCGUCGGAGCUGUGAAGAAGGUUAGAAAUAUGUUUGGAAGAGUAUAG